Messenger RNA from Phragmites australis (common reed), 1487 nucleotides. Its product is annotated as protein BZR1 homolog 2-like. Gene Ontology annotation, biological process: brassinosteroid mediated signaling pathway; DNA-templated transcription. Gene Ontology annotation, molecular function: DNA-binding transcription factor activity. Lineage: Eukaryota; Viridiplantae; Streptophyta; Magnoliopsida; Poales; Poaceae. The record is from RefSeq and is a predicted model, not a curated record. The transcript is spliced from 2 exons. Bases 159 to 1190 code for a protein of 343 amino acids.
UCCCCUCACCCCCUCGCUCUCUCGCGCUGCGCGGCGCUGCCUUUCCGUGUGAUCUCUUCUCGCCUCGCCUCACGCUUCUCUCCCCCCUCCCACUCUCUUCCACCCAAAGAGGCGACUCGAUCGGUCUCCCCUUCCUCCGCGAAAGACCUCGGCUUGGCAUGGCGAGUGGGGGAGGAGGAGGGUUCGGGGCGGCGGCGGGAGCUGGAGGGCGGAUGCCGACGUGGAGGGAGAGGGAGAACAACAAGCGGCGGGAGCGGCGGCGGCGGGCAAUCGCGGGCAAGAUCUUCGCGGGCCUGCGCGCGCACGGCGGGUACAAGCUGCCCAAGCACUGCGACAACAACGAGGUGCUCAAGGCGCUCUGCAACGAGGCCGGCUGGGUCGUCGAGCCCGACGGCACCACCUACCGCAAGGGAAGCAAGCCUCCAGAACGCAUGGAUGCAAUUGGGUGCUCCGUGUCACCAAGCCCAUGUUCCUCGUAUCAACCAAGUCCACGGGCAUCAUACAAUGCGAGCCCUACUUCCUCUUCAUUUCCGAGUGGUGCAUCUUCCCCCUUCCUACCUCCUAAUGGCAUAGUCAAUGGUAUUGAUGGCAAUGCUAUCCUACCGUGGCUCAAAACAUUCUCCAAUGGUACUGCAUCAAAGAAACAUCCACUGCUCCCACCACUGUUGAUCCACGGUGGUUCCAUUAGUGCACCAGUAACUCCUCCUCUAAGUUCACCGACUGCCCGAACACCUCGCAUGAAAACAGACUGGGAUGAAUCCGCUGUCCAGCCUCCCUGGCACGGUGCAAACAGUGCCUCUAUAGUUAACUCCACCCCACCCAGCCCUGGACGGUCAGUGGCUCCCGAUCCGGCAUGGCUUCCCGACAUCCAAAUCUCAUCAACUAGUCCGUCAUCCCCGACCUUUAGCCUUGUGUCCACGAAUCCAUUCAGCGUCUUUAAAGAGGCUAUUCCAGUUGGCAGUUCAUCAAGGAUGUGCACACCGGGGCAAAGCGGCACAUGCUCCCCUGCGAUCCCCGGCAUGCCCCGGCAUGCAGAUGCUCACAUGAUGGAUGCGGUCUCCGACGAGUUUGCAUUUGGAAGCAGCACCAACGGUGUUCAGCAGGCUGCUGGACUGGUGAGGGCGUGGGAAGGCGAGCAGAUCCACGAGGACUCUGGAUCGGACGACGUAGAGCUUACACUCAAGCUCUAGGACAAGCGCUGAUGCUUGACAUCGCUAACUCGGAGGAAUUGCUGUUUUUUUAGUGUAUUUCUUCUUAUUCAUUAAUUUCUGAUGGAGACCGUGUUCCUUCAGAUAGCUUCUUUUGUUGUGAUGAUAAUUGUGUUAUUUAUGCAAGGGAAGAGCUCGCUCGAUUCGAGCAAAAUCAGCUCGGAUGUACCCGGAGCCCUGGACAGCUGAUGAUCUCGGUUGGCUGUAGUGUAGGCUCCUUGUGCUGUUGUGACAAAUGUAAAUUAAUAUCAGAAAUCAUUCAGAAAUUUGUGAAGCUGA